AUGUCUGGAAAAAAAAUGGAUUUAUUUAUUAAAGUGUUUGAUUCCUUUGUAUUGUUAUCCUGCACAAUUUUUACUGUUUUCAUUUUCCAAACAAUUGCAAUUUAUAUCCAACCGAAUGGUAAUUUAUUGGGUGAACUUAAAUUUACAAAACCGUGUCCCGAAAAGGAUUAUCGGUUUCAUAAUGCUACAGGGAACUUUUUAUGUGUGGUACCAACGGCAAAAAGAUGCUUUGAAUUAUGUCAAAAAUUAGGCUGUACUGAAUGGUAUUAUAUGAGUUUUAUUCCAUCAGGCAGUAAGGAGAUUAAACGACAUCAUCGUUGCCGUUGCUUUCCUGAAUACCGAAUGUGUUUCUAUAAUGCUGUACCAAGACGAUAUCGUGAUUUUGACUGA
Molecule: messenger RNA, 390 nt
Organism: Heterobilharzia americana
Lineage: Eukaryota; Metazoa; Platyhelminthes; Trematoda; Strigeidida; Schistosomatidae
Source: the annotation of a GenBank genome assembly